AUGACGCCCCCACGCCCUGCGCGUAGGCGCCGCGCUCCAUCAACCGCUACUCGUCGGCGCCUUCCAUCAUCCCUCUCCUCUCUCCCCAAGGAGAUCCUGCUCCAGUACAUCCUUCCACACCUCACCAUCAAGGAUGUGCUCCUCCUGUGCCGCACGUCCAAGCGGUUCGUCACGGUCCUGAAUGAGGACAGCUUCUGGCGUCGCCGUAUCCUAACCGACUUUCCGGACUGCCCGGCCUUCCUCCACUCCGGUCGUCGUGAGCCGGGGUGGAUGCGAAAGGUGUAUCUCGGCCUCCGGCACCCUCGCGCGUUUGUGUGGGAUGAGUGGGAUGGCGGCGCACCGGUCGGGUUCUGGUCCAAGCUUGGGCAGGGCGGCGGUAAACAAUCACUGCAACAUGUCUCUCACCGCAGCAAUCCCACCACCUUCCCGGCCACGGAAGUCACCGACCUGUUCCCCAAGUACACCGAAGCGCAAGGUGUCUUCUUUGUCAGACCCAAUCAGACCCCAGAGCUCAUCCGCUGGGCGUCGAAUGACGACAUCAAGAGCACAUUCCGCAACGGCCGCCAUGCCAAAGUGAAGCCCGUCGACCUCGUCCAGUUGUCUGCUACAGGACAUCAACUUGUGGCCCGGGACUCGCGCGGUGGGCUCUGGCGCCUUGACAGCACCGACCCAGAGGCAGAGGUCGAUAAAGCCUUAGCUCCGUGGACCACCGCCGCGCGCCCGAUUCCUUUGCCCACCUCCGUCUCGCAGGUUGUGGGCGGAUCUGACGGAUUCCUCGCCUUGGACCAAAACCCUCUGGUCUUGGAGCAACUCUUCGACCUUGACAACUGGUCUCAUUUUUCCACCUUGGGUCAACUUGCCUCGGACACCGAACCGCCGAGGAUUUCAAAGGUCUCGAAAGGAAGCACCGUUUCCGCUUGCUUGCUCAGCAACUACACUAUUCUCGCCUGGAUCCCAAGCUCUCCGACGUUUCAAGAGACCUUCAAGGACCUCAAGGGCCACCUUGCACUGCACAAUGAAGAACUGUUCAUGUCGACCGUCAAAAAGGGCACUGAGCCAGGUAUAUUCCGACUGCCACCUCUCCCCUCCGACCCUACCGAGUUCAGUGAAGCUGUGAGGGGGGAGGGGGGAAAGACCUCGUCCGGCUCUCAGCGAGUGACUGCCAUUGCUUGUUGUGGGGGCCGUGUUCUUGCGCUCAAGGCGACCGGCAGCGUCUGGAUGACAAGCAAGCUCAAGACCGAAAAGCUGGAGAGGGGGUCUGUCGUUUGGCAACUGGUCGACGGCCUGUCUUUACCCUCCACGACUCACAUCUACGCCAACCCCUACGGCACCGAGGUGGCCGCCCACGGCACGACAACCCAGUUACCUGACGGCUCUUGGACCCAAUCAAACCUUGUCAUUGGCUCGGUCCGCAUCGGCAAGCGUCCCCCACUGUUCCCUCGCCAUGCAGUCUCGUUGGUCAAGUUCCAAGACCUCCCCAUUGUCCAAGUUGCCUUUGCGAAGAGGUAUGCUGUAGCCCUUACAGCUGGGGGUGCUGUCUACACUGUUAAGCGGGAAGACUUGUUGGACCCAUUCCAUCCAGGCAAAGUUCACCUCCGCCACUGCGAUAUUCGGGAUGCGACCGGCUCGCCCGUCUUUUUCUAUUCUAUCACCUGCGGGGCCAUGCACAACGCCGGCCUUGCCUUGGGUGAUACCCGCAUUCAGGUGUAUGCUCCUCCCUUGUCGAAGCGCGAACGCCCCAUUGAAGCAAUCGCGGGCAAGACCAAGGCAGAGGAAGCUCCUGCCACGACCGAAGCUCCGACGACGACCAAGAAUCCGCCCAAGACCCCAUCCAAGAUUCCGCCCAAGACUCCCAAGACUCCGGUCAAGACCCCUUCCAAAGGUCGCACCUUUCAGCGCCAGGUCCGCCGUGUUGCCAGUCGCCUCGGCCUCAUUGACCUCAACCAAGCGCGUGACGAUACCAUGGGCAACACUCCCGAAUGGGAGCGCGUGGCUCCUGUGAGCCUCAUGCCCAAAAUGGACCACACCAAAGGAUUGGCCGCCACCCGCCAAUACGUCAACGACGCCGUCGAGUUCCAGGACGGCCGUGUCGACCCUGUGGCUUCUUCCAGGGAGUAA
Molecule: messenger RNA, 2118 nt
Organism: Apiotrichum porosum
Lineage: Eukaryota; Fungi; Basidiomycota; Tremellomycetes; Trichosporonales; Trichosporonaceae
Exons: 5
Coding region: 1-2118 (705 amino acids)
Molecular function (GO): protein binding
Source: RefSeq, a predicted model, not a curated record